AAGCUCUCUGACAGUCACGUGUUACCUGUCUUCGCUUCUCUGUAAUCAUCUACUCUAGCCUUAUUAGAUAAUUCCCACCUGGCUUAGCGGUUGCAAAUUAGCUAUUCUUGCUGCAGUGAUGUUUUUGUGCACAAGGCUCCGGGCCGGGGUCUCAAGCUCGGUUAGACGAUACUUGCACAAAACUACAAGGUGUAAUGGAGCCGGUGGAGCCUCGUUUGUGCACAGAGAUACUCCUGAGAACAACACAGACACUCCCUUUGACUUCACUGCAGAAAAUUACAAGAGAAUAGAAGCUAUAAUUGGCAACUACCCAGAAGGUCACAAAGCAGCAGCUGUAAUCCCAGUGCUUGACUUGGCACAGAGGCAACACGGAUGGCUGCCCAUUUCUGCUAUGAACAAG
Messenger RNA from Bombina bombina (fire-bellied toad), 400 nucleotides. RefSeq names its product NADH dehydrogenase [ubiquinone] flavoprotein 2, mitochondrial. The record is from RefSeq and is a predicted model, not a curated record. NCBI's taxonomy places the organism in Eukaryota, Metazoa, Chordata, Amphibia, Anura, Bombinatoridae. Gene Ontology annotation, molecular function: NADH dehydrogenase activity. Gene Ontology annotation, biological process: mitochondrial electron transport, NADH to ubiquinone.